Phytomonas sp. Hart1 is the source of this 984-nucleotide messenger RNA. The record is from the annotation of a GenBank genome assembly. NCBI's taxonomy places the organism in Eukaryota, Euglenozoa, Kinetoplastea, Trypanosomatida, Trypanosomatidae.
AUGCCACUUCCUGUGAAAGAGUCCACUACCCAAAAACAUGUGGGCUACGGAAAAGUGAUUAUCUUUGGUGAGCAUUUUGUCGUCCAUGGUGCCGAAGCGAUUGCGGCGGGUAUUUCAGAAUAUACGGAGUGCCGCCUGGAGCUGAGGCGGGGUGAGGCGGGGGUGGAAGUGGUGGACUCGCGCCCGGCGGUGCCCGGGUACAUUCAGACCAAGCGCGCGGAGCAGGCAGAGGCCCACCAACUCGUUUUAAAACACCUCGGCAUCGACACGAGCACGGAUGGCCUGCGGAUCUUUCUGGGCGGCCCUCUGGUCCCGAGCAGUGGGAUCGGGGCCUCUGCCAGCGAUGUUGUUUCCCUCUCCCGCGCCCUUAGCGAGAUGUAUGAUCUUAAACUGAGCGAGGAGGCCGUUAACGAGAGCGCGUUUGCGGGGGAGUGUGGUUAUCAUGGGACACCGAGCGGUCUGGAUAACACGGCGGCGACCUUUGGUGGACUCAUUUCCUACAGGCGUGUGAGCGGGAAAUCGCUUUUCAACCCGAUCUCCUUCUCCUCUGCGCUAUACCUUGUGGUGGUGAGCACUGGUAUCACCGCGAGCACUGUCGAGGUGGUUCGAGAUGUCCAGAAGCUGAAGGAGAAGGAACCAGCCCUCUUUAAUGGGCUGUUUACCGCCUACGAGACGAUUGUGAAAAAAGCCCAAAAGGCCCUUCUGGACGGGGAUUUAAAGGAGAUUGGGGCCCUGAUGACGGCUACGCACGACCUCUGCCGAAAGCUUACUAUUUCGUCUGAAGAACUUGAGCAGAUCGUGUCUUGCUGUAUGGCGCACGGGGCGUUGGGCGCGAAGCUUUCGGGAACCGGACGGGGCGGCAUCGCAAUCGCGUUGGCUGCGGAUGCUAAACAACAGGGGGAGAUUGCCGCGGCAUUGGAAAGCUGUUGUCCACCUGCGAAAUUUAUUUGGAAAUAUACGGUAAUGGGAAAUAAACCUAAGUAA